ACUGUUUUAUGGGCUAUUUUUGUCCCAAUAAACAAAGCCGAGCGCGCAGCCUACCCCCAAUUCUUCAUCCUCCGUCAAUCCGUUGAAUACCAGCGAAUCAGGAAACAGAAAAAGGUUUGUCAUUCCUAUCUGAUCGCCUCUGUUCUUGGAAACUUAGUGGUGGCCUCAUUUGGAGUUCAUUGUGGUAGCUGGUUUGAUCGGGUGUGAGUUCGUCUAAAGUUGGGUGCUUCGGCUGAGGUUUUUGAUCAUCGUGUUGGGGUAUUUGUUGGGAUGUGAAUUGCUUUCUACGAUUUAUGUUAGAUGGGUUCAGAUCGUGUAUCAAUUCUUGAAAUUGGCGAUCUGAAGGUGGAAGAAGCUGUUUGGCGUAAUUGCGAGAGAGCGAAGUUUUGUGCGGGAACGGCAUGGCAGCAGAAGAUGUUGAUCUGUCAAGUUUGGAAUCUCAGAUAACGGAAACUAAUGAGACAUGGAUGCAAGAAAUGGAACGGCACCAAUGCCAAGUUGAUACAUUGCAGGAAAAGCUUAAAGAGGUAAAGGCUUCUGUACAGGGGUCCGAGGAAGAUGCCAACAAAGAGUUGAAUGUUCUCUGGCGAAGAGUGAAAACCACUGCAACAUUACUGGCUUACUUGAAAUCAAAGGCAAGAGUCAUGUCCCUUACAGGUCUUGCUCCGACAUCAUGUGGCAUCAAAGAAUUAGGUGUUGGGCUCGUUAACAAGGAUGGUGUAUCUCUCUCAAGUUGGUCUAAUGAUGUUGACCUAUCAUCCUUGGUUAUUACAGAUGAAGAAGAAAGUUUAUGUAGACUCAGUAUCCGGCAAGGAAACUGUGAUGAAAAAGAUGAAGCUUAUAUUAGGGAAAUGGUGAAGUCCAUAGAGAUGGUAACUGGUGUAAUGGAAACUCUUGUUAAAAGGGUUAUAUUUGCAGAAUUAGAAACUGCAAUGGAGAAAGAGAAAGUGUCCAUAGGCCAGGAAGAAAUUAGGAAGAAGGCAGUUCAAAUUGAUGACAUGUCUUCAAAACUGGAAAAGAUGGAAGAUUUUGCUUUUGGGACGAAAGCUAUUCUGGAGGACAUGCAGCAGAGGAUAGAGAAUUUGGUUGAUGAGAUAUCUAGACAGACGCAGCGAGCUGAAGAAAAUGAACAGGAGCUUUCUCGGGUGAAAAGGGACUUUGAGUCCCUGAAAUCUUAUGUCAGCAGUCUCAUGAGCGUGAGGGAGACACUUCUGUCUUCGGAGCAGCAAUUUCAGACAAUAGAGAGGCUUUUCGAAAGUAGAUUGGUUGCCAAGACAACACAAUUAGAGGGUGAGAAAAUGCAGAAGGAAACUGAAGUUCAGAAACUGAUGGAUGAAAACGUGAAGCUGACAGCUCUACUGGACAAGAAAGAGGCUCAGUUGCUGGCCAUGAACGAACAAUGCAAGGUAAUGGCCCUCGGCUUCCCAAAUGUAUAAACGGACUGUGGUUUAUCUCAUUCGUAACUCUGGGGCACCUCUCCUAAACCACGGUCGCUGCUUGCUCCCGACUGGACUGCCAAACAAACCCUGAGAAUUCAGUAGUUGAGUGACGGUGGUUGCUGGAUGCGGAUAACAGAUCUGCCUCCUCCUCGCACAUAUGUAACAUUGUCGAGAGCUCACUGAACUUCUGUACUGCCCAUUCUUGUGCCGCAGCAAAAGGUGGACUAAAAAAUGGAAGGUAGCAAAAAAAAAAAAAAAAACAAAACCAAACCAAACGCUAAAUGGUGUGUAAGGUCUCCAUACUUGAUUGUGAGUCUGAUAUUAAGUCGAAUGUUUGAUGAGUUUGACGCUUAUUUUACGGCAGAGCUAUUGUUGCGUUUCUCUUCAA
Linum tenue is the source of this 1827-nucleotide messenger RNA. Lineage: Eukaryota; Viridiplantae; Streptophyta; Magnoliopsida; Malpighiales; Linaceae. The record is from the annotation of a GenBank genome assembly.